This is a messenger RNA of Exaiptasia diaphana, 2859 nucleotides long. RefSeq names its product ATP-dependent (S)-NAD(P)H-hydrate dehydratase. The transcript is spliced from 10 exons. The record is from RefSeq and is a predicted model, not a curated record. Gene Ontology annotation, biological process: metabolite repair. Gene Ontology annotation, molecular function: ATP-dependent NAD(P)H-hydrate dehydratase activity. Lineage: Eukaryota; Metazoa; Cnidaria; Anthozoa; Actiniaria; Aiptasiidae. Bases 100 to 1086 code for a protein of 328 amino acids.
CUGAAGAGGGAAGUGUUUAGAAUMAAAUCGUCCUUCAAUAAAGGAAUCUAUGCCAGGAGUCUGUUUCUCUGUGUAUUUAGUAGUAGAUUAAACACCUUUAUGGCUGAAAAAGAUCGUUGUUUAGGCGUAGUUGGUCGUUCUGUUCGCUCUGACAGUUUCCACCAACAAAGUGUUCAACUACUUGAUGCAGUGAAGAAGACGAUUCCUCCUCUCGUWGAGAAUUCCCACAAAGGUGAAUCUGGUCGAGUUGGCGUGAUUGGMGGAAGUCAAGAGUAUACUGGUGCACCUUAUUUUGCUGCCAUAUCAGCUUUGAAAACGGGUGCAGACCUUUCUCAUGUCUUCUGCCCAGCUGAUGCAGCUACAGUUAUUAAAUCUUACAGUCCUGAACUUAUUGUGCAUCCUUUGUUAGAUAGAAAGCAUGCAGUAAAUGAAGUUUCUGAGUGGCUCACAAGGUUACAUAGUUUAGUGGUUGGUCCAGGGUUGGGAAGAAAUCCAGCGAUUAUUGACAAUGCAAAGGCUUUGAUUGAAAAAGCAAGAAAACAAGGAAAGCACUUAGUUAUUGAUGCUGAUGGUUUAUUUAUAGUCACAACUUAUCCAGAUCUCAUCAGAAACUACACCAGAGUCAUUCUUACUCCUAAUGCUGUGGAGUUUGCAAGGUUAUAUUCUGCAGUGAUGGGACAAAGUAGUGAACAGGGCGGGGAUCUUCAAACACAAGUYGUCAAUCUCAGUAAAACACUUGGUCAUGUGACAAUAUGUAGGAAAGGCCAAGUGGACAUCAUAUCAGAUGGUAGAACGGUUGUGCUUGGUGCUACGCCAGGAAGCAACAGAAGAUGCGGUGGUCAGGGUGAUUUGCUGGCUGGUUCAAUGGGGACCUUUGUAUACUGGGCACAUUAUUCUCUUGAAAAAAGUAGAAAUGAAGACAAAAUAAGUGAUUAUAGCUCUACUAUUAUAGCUGCCUAUGCCGCCAGCACCUUAACUCGCACUUGCAGUAACUUGGCGUUCCCUAAACAUGGCAGAAGUAUGACAACAACAGACAUGAUUGAUGAGAUACACUUUGCCUUUGAGAAACUAUUUGGUUCUCCUUGAGGUGACAUUUCUAUGGAUUUAUACUACUGACUAGAGGUAUCUGUGAACAAACAGCUUUCAUACAAUGGAGGUAUUUGUAGAAUGGAGGCUUCUCUAAUAUUGAGAAUGGAAUAUGGAGUAUUCAAUUCAAAACAAUAAUAAUAUACAUAGAGUGUAAACACUAAAACCAUGAAACGUUUUUAAUUAAAUUCUGCAAAAUUGUACUGAAUUCUGCGAAUUCUUUGUUUUUAUUGUCCAAACUACACCAUAUUGCGCUAUUUAGCACGAUUUGGUCAGUACUUAUUCAUGCUUUUAGUGUUUUCACUCUAUUAAUCAAAAUUUAAGGUAUGUGUAAAAUGUCAUUUGUGGUUUUGAUUUUCAACCAAUAAUAUCGCUCUGAUAUCAACGGACCAAUCAGCUGCAACAUUCAGAUCUUGAAUGUAAACACUGACAUGGAAGUGAGAUUUGCUAUCCGUGCCGCCAGAGGCUGGUUUACGGUUCGGCCUUCGGCCUCAAAGGCCGGCGCUCCGCGCCGUAUAUAAACUAUAAGAACGAGUAAAUCCAGCCUCUGGUUCCCAGGGUACAUUGUUGUAUAGGAUUCUAUAAUAUAGAUAUCCUUAUUUUGAAAGGUAUCCAUAAUACACAGGUAUUUUAUUAUAGGUUAUAUGUACUGGUUUCCGUAAUAUUACAUGAUAUAAAGAUCUAUCUCUUUAUUAUAAAUCUGCUGGUACAUUUUCUAGCUACUUUUAAGUUUAAAAACUACUUUAGAAAGACGCCAGUAACAUAGACCCAUAUUUUAGAUUUCCGUAAUAUUGACGCCAUAAACCAAGGUGUGGUCUCACAUUUAAUCAUUUUUAACAAAUAAAAUGCAUAAAAUGCGCAGAGUCAGUUUAAAAAUUAGCUUCAUUUCCAAGUGUUAUUGCAAAUUUCGAUGAAGAAAAAAAUGGUUGAAAUGUUAUUCUGAUAACACCUUCACCRAUGGGAAAAUUUUAGUUGAAAUAAAACAGGUGAGCAUGUAGCUUGAUUAGUGCACAUCCCUCAACAAUGGAAUUUCAUUAUAAUAAAAUACCACACGAGUUUUCAAGGCUAACAUAUUUCAAUGAGCGGCGGCAAAAUCAAUCUAAUCCUUGURUUAAGAUCAAAGAACCGACCAUCUCUCCGUAUAAAUUAAAUCUGACGUGAUUUGUGCUUAGAAUUACUGCUAUGAGUUUGAUUUUCUUUACAUCAGACUCAAUUUAUCAACUUUUUAAUUUAUAAARUACAUGCAAAUGGUAGAAAUUACAGAAUAUAUUUUCAAAUUAUUUUAAUCAAUGAAAAUAUUGGUUAAAUAAGCAAAGAUCCAAAAAGGGGUUAUCAAAUCUAUAUAAAUCGCACUAUAAAGUCUUUAAGUAAAAGGUGCACUAAACAUUGAAUUGAGUUAUUUAAUGACUGAAUUCCUAUUAAAACGUAAGUAAGAUUAUUCGGGACCUGUAACGCUAAAAAUCUAUAGUAGCAUCGUAGAGUACAAUUGUAGGUGCAGAAAGCCAAGCAGCUUGUUUUACGAUGCCUUAAAGUGCAUUAAACUGAAGUAGAURAAAACAGCGUCACUUCAAACACUAGCCGUGGUUAUUGUACUUUGUUUGAAUUACGGUCAAUUAUAGACAUUAUGAUGUUUUAAAAGAAACCACUAAUGAAUUUAAUAGCAGCGUCUACUCAAUUACGGUAAUGUUUUAUGACAUGUGAUAAAAGGUGGUAUAAAUUGCUUGCUCUAAUGUAUGUGUUUUUUGUUCUUGAAUAAAAAAAUCGUUCUUUGUU